Prosopis cineraria is the source of this 2182-nucleotide messenger RNA. Its product is annotated as protein phosphatase inhibitor 2-like. Bases 1265 to 1771 code for a protein of 168 amino acids. Gene Ontology annotation, biological process: regulation of signal transduction. Gene Ontology annotation, molecular function: protein phosphatase inhibitor activity. The transcript has 4 exons. The record is from RefSeq and is a predicted model, not a curated record. NCBI's taxonomy places the organism in Eukaryota, Viridiplantae, Streptophyta, Magnoliopsida, Fabales, Fabaceae.
CAAUUCCACCUAAACCUGGCAAUAUUCUAUAUCAGUUUUUCCAAUCGUUUUCUUUUCUUAGCGACCAAUUUGGAUUCUCCAUUCCUUCUCGCCUCUUGUUCCUCGGUGAAACUGCAGCAAAAUUGAAUGUUGGUUUUCCCUUCGAAGUGGGUUGGACCACGGGAUAGACUCCAAUAUUGCGAACUUGAUAGCGUGUCUUUCAAAUUAUCGUUCUAGUUUGAUCGGGGAUCUGGAUUUUUUGUUUGAUUUAAUAUUCCAUUUCCUUGCAAGACUCUCACAACAAGUCAAUGAUCAAUUAUAUUUACUUUUUGCCUCUGAAAUUCACUAGAAUCAAUGCUUUAGAUUCAUGGAUCUCCGUUCAUUAUUUGCUAUUGUUGUAGCUGGAUUCAAAAGUCUUGAAGCUGGAUCUGAUUACUUUGCAUUUUUAACAUUAUUAUGCAUUUGCUUCUUGCUCGUGGAGUCAUUUCUUUUUCUUUUUCAAUUCAGGGGCAAAAAAAUAUGGCUUUCAUUGAAAUGUUCAUUUCUCAGAGGAUUAGGUUUUGAGUGUGAAUUGAUUCAGACUAUCAGUUUAUUGUUAUAGAAACAUUUAGAUCAAUCCAAACAUGAUUUGGAGGUUCAGAUUCAUUUCAAACCGGACCACAAAAACCUUUGAGUUAGUUAUAUGAUCAUACAGAAUUGUGGAAGCUUAUACCAAAGGGAGCAUCGUUUAUAAUUAUGAUGGCUGGAAUUGUAAACAUUAGUUAUCGUCCCUGAUUCUGCAUCCAACUUAAAAUUGAAAGUGAUACUAUUCACAACUCUCUGAGCAAUAUGGCUUAGCUACUUACACACACACACACAUUGACGAUUAGUUUAGUUGAUGCAGUCACAUAGACACUCACUUGUAAACAUUAGCCAUUGCUUAUAAUUAUGAUGGCCUUGCUAAUGAUGUGAUCAACCAACGUUUUGCAUCAUCAUCAUGGUGGCAUAUCUGUUUAAGAACCUAUAUUAGACGGCAGCACCAGAUUUUGUCUUUUCCCAUGGUUGCUUCCUCUAUGUUUUCCUUUUGAUUCUUUAUCAAAUCUAAGUUCACAUUGUCUCUGAAUUUAUUUAUAGCAUUUACCUGCCUUUUUAUCCCCAUCGUUUCUCUUUUGUUUCCCCACCAAAUAUGUGCUUUUGAAGUUUAAGAACUUAAGGAUUGAACUUCUUGUGUUUUUUCAGUUGUCCUAGCCACAUGGAGAUUGAUUUGCAUGCUCAUCGUGUUUGAAGAGUUCAUCCAUCUAGCAAAAUGAAAGGCCGUGUAACAUGGGAUGAGGCUAACAUUGAAGAAAUUGAGGCAAACAAACCUGUGAGGCAGAAAAUUACUGAGCCCAAGACUCCAUAUCAUCCUAUGAUUGAUGAUGAUGAUUCUUCAUCAUCUCUUCAAGGAAGCUUUAAUUCGUGUAUUGACAAUGAUAAUGUGGUAGUGGGAGCUGAAGAUGGGGCCUCUUGUAGCAGAAACAGAAUUGGUCGAUCUAGUGGCUGGACAUCAUCUGAGGAUGAAUCAGAUGCAGUGGAACAAGAUGAUGAAGAUAGGAGCCUGAGGUUCAAAGAACACAGAAAAGCUCACUAUGAUGAAUUUUUUAAAGUCAAAGAGCUGCGGCAAAAGGGUUCUGCACUCGAGGAAGAAAGCGAUGAAGAUGGUAAUAUUGAACUUGGUGAAAAGGAGAAUUGUGACUCAUCAUCACUGAGUGCAAGUGUGAAAGGGAUAGACAUUGAUGGAAAGAAAGAAGACUUGCUAAGUGCCCCCAGCUAAUUGUUCUGGGGAUGGUGAUCAGCAAAUAAAGCCCACUCCCUUAUUUUGGGUCUUUUCUUUUAUUUUGUGGAUAAGAAAUAACUGUACGAAUCACUUGUAUUCUAGGUACAAAGUGUAGGCUUUCAUUCUUCAUCCACAAUGAUUAUUGAUCAUCCAAACCGGCACGAUCCUACACAAUCUUGUAAUAUGCUAAAUGUGAUGGGUCCUGACAUGAACUUAUAAGUCAGAGUUUUUAGGGAAUUUGUUUGUGGGUAUGGGCAUUGUUUGCGUGGCUAUAAAAUGAUAUAGAUGGGUGCUUGAAUAUUUUAUAUAGUUGAUAGCUUGUGUCCUGAUUGUCUCCCUCCUGUAUAGCCAACACUUGAGAAAUUGUAUCCAAGAUUUUCCCCCUUUAUUGACAAGAGUUUAUAUGCA